This is a messenger RNA of Cladocopium goreaui, 2103 nucleotides long. Lineage: Eukaryota; Dinophyceae; Suessiales; Symbiodiniaceae. The record is from the annotation of a GenBank genome assembly.
GCCUGAUAUCAGCAUUGCACGCGUUGUGUCACCAUGGCACGCUUAGUCGCUGCUGUGCCCUGCUCCCAGCUGGCCACCAGACAGCAAGAUUCUCUGCAGGCCAUUGUGAACAAGCACGUCCAGGAUCCAGCUUUGAGGGAGCUCAACUCCUCUCAAACUUCCACAGAGAGGGGUGUGCAGCGAUGGGAGCAGGCACAUCUCGUUUCAGCCCUGGAUGUCAUCAACGAAUACCAGCGAUCCCGUCGUGCACGAGUUUUCAGCUCACUGGGAGACUUUGGGCCUUCCUUUCGACGUUCCUACAAGAACGACCCCAGGACACGCAUGUGCGAACUCCUAAAAAGCUGGCUCAGAGCCAAUGCUGCUUGCAAUUCCUUACCAGAGGAAGAGGUGCGGUCGAUGUGUGGCCUUUGCCGGGACGUUCUCAGCCAUCCGCAGCUUUUUCCUGCCAAAAACCCUCAGAGCUUCAUGAAGAGCAUGGCAGAUGUCUAUGACCACCUGCAGUGGCAGCUCCAAGAGGUCCUGGAGAAAGACCGCAGUUGUGCGGAGCUUGCGCAGCGGAUCUUGUCCAUGAGCCGGAACUUGGUGACGGACACGAUCACCUAUUUGUUGCUGGGUCCCAGUGAUCUCAAAGACACUGAUGGCUUGCCUUCCAUGGAGGUGGUGAAACUGUGGCAAUCCUUACCAAAUGAGGGACAUCCAAUGCCUCACCGCAAAGAUCCAGCAUUACAGAAGCUGAUGGGCGAGGCUUGGCAGAGCCACGUGGGGAUGUUAGUUGCUGCCUUGCUCCGCGCACCAUGGUGUGUGCGAUUGUUUGCUGGAGCCGAUGCUGAAAGCAGCACCCGACUGCUGGCGUUGGAAGAUGGAAAGGAUUUUCAGCUGCCCUCCCUUCAGAGCCUUCUGAAAGAGGCUGAGCGAUGUUUCGAUGCCGGCUACUUCAAGGGAAGUGGCUUGGUUGGUGCCUUGCGACAAGAUGAGAAGCAACGGAGCAGCUGGAUCCAGGCUUUGAUCAUCACCUCAGACAUCAUGUAUCUUUUGGGUGAGGUCAUGGUGCAAUUCCACCGCAUCAGUGAUGGCCUGGGAGACUUCGGGAUGAUCCGUGUCUCCCCCUGGUUGCAUCCUGUGCUGGACUCCUUGGUGGAGAAAGUUCUGAGUCUCAAGGGACUGCUCGAAUCACUGAACCACUCCCUGGAUGCCGCCUAUGUUUUGGCACGUGCCCGUGGACAGAAGGUGUUGAAACCUGCCCCUUCAGAGAAGAUGUGUUUCCGCGCCAGAGAAGCCAUUCAAAGAGCCUUGCUGGCUGGAAAGGGAAGCCAUGCUGACCAAUUGCUUCAAGUUGCAGAUGAGCUGCGUGCCAGGAGUGCACCAGAGCGCCUGCCUCACUUGGCUAAGGGCCUUGGGGAUGCUACACUCAGCCUCAGCAGCGUUCUGAGCUCGGAGGAAUUUCGAAGGCAUGUGGGUGACGCCUUCCCAGACCUGCCAAAGCUGGGCGAUUGCCUGGAGGCCCAACGUGGAGUAGAUGAGAUUCGGGCCAUUGAGGGACCAAGAACUUUGGAGAAGAGAAGAACUCCACUGGCCAUUCAGGACGACACUUCCACUCGGACGGCCACCACCGUCUCGGCGAUCCAAAGCUUCGCCAGUGAGCGGAGUUGUAGCAGUUGCUGCAGCAACACACUGAAUGUUUCGGAGCCUUUAGGUCUUGUGAUGAAGUUCGAGGUCUAUCGCCUGUUGAACAACACGCGUCACGACUGUCGAAGCAUUGAGUUGCGCAGCGGCCAGCUCCUCAUCUAUGACAAGAAUUCUACAUCACAGGUGAAAUAUGUUGUGCAGAUCCCUGAUGGUAUGGAUCGUGUGCUUUUGAAAAGUGAUGUGAUCUUAGAGAUGUCCUUCACCGUGCUGCCAGCCAGUGCAAAGAAAGGGAUGAAGCAAAAAGACUACAUCUUUGAAUUCAUAUCCGCAGAAGAAGCAGAUGUCUUUUGUGAGGAGAUUUGGAACCAAGGGGUUCGAUAGCGCCGCUGUACAGCUUUAUUGUUUAUGUCCUGAGCCCCGUUUCCAGUGUACAGUCCUCUAGAGAACUGUGAGAUAUGGGACACGAACAGACGUUGA